This is a messenger RNA of Pocillopora meandrina, 3550 nucleotides long. NCBI's taxonomy places the organism in Eukaryota, Metazoa, Cnidaria, Anthozoa, Scleractinia, Pocilloporidae. The record is from the annotation of a GenBank genome assembly.
AUGGAGUGUAAAAGCGUCCUAUUACUUUUCGUUUUUCAAAGAAUUACUGCUUUUUCAACCGAAGAAAAAUACAUAUCAGCUUCUCAUUCAUCAUAUUUUGAAACGCACGGAAACAAGCAGCUUUUGGGAUAUGUUGUCAAAAGGUUUGAUUCUCCCAGUUUGUUAUCGUGCGGUCAUGAAUGUCUGCGAAAUUCGUGGUGUACCUCCACAAACUUCAGGUUAGGUUCUUCCAUGGAGGAAGACGAAGGGAUUUGUGAAUUGAACAAGCAUAACAUCUCUGUGAUUAACGACGACACCCACUUUGCUGAACAGGAGGGAAUAACUUUCUCAAUUCUACUAAAGGUAAUGAAAUGUAUGUUGUUAUCGUCCAUAUCACAUAUGCAAACAAGUCAUAACCAUAUGAGAGUGAAAUGUCUUUGGGCAAAAUUGUCAUUUCUAGAAUCAUUCGAACAAUCAGUGAUUGUGCCUUCCAUUUUUGCUGCGGGAUUUCUCCAUGUUUCUUUUGGAUUGUUUCAUUCAUUUGCAUCCGAAAGAAUUAAAUUUAAUUAACAACGAGGUGUUAUUUUGCCAAUACUUUAAGAAGUAAACAGUUUUUUGGGAAGCAAACAGGUUUUUUUGGAAAGUAUGGAUGGAAAUCUGCUCAAAAUCUGACAUCAAGAAUGGGUGAAAUUUUUUCGGAUCUUUGCUUAUUUCAAGUUUUUUUUCUCGGUCUUUUAAAGACCAUUAUACUUCUACUGUCCCUAAUUUUGCUAAAUUUCAAUGCAACCUUUUUGAAGUAAUAUCUACCAAUGUCUUCCUAAAAUAGACCAGUUCAUUAUCACCUUUUUCGCAUCGUCUAACAAGUUCUUCUAAGUAGAAUCAUAUACACUUCAUUAUUGUAAUAAUUCCAUUAAGUCUUUUAAGAUUGGAAAUACAACAUAAAGCUUGGGUUUGAAAAACUUCGAACCCAAACAUUUGUUAUCUAUGAUUCUUUUUGAAAUUGAAAGAACUAUGUCUCCUGAGGAUUUUAGCAAAAAUUUGAUCUCUCAGCAAUAAAAAGGCUUCAGGAUUUUAGCGCACGGUUCUCUUGUUUACCUCCUAAUGCAAAUUUCUCGCGAAUGUGUUAAAAGUAAUAAUUUUCUUCUAAAUUUCUAGCUUAAUAUUUGGUUCUUUGAAUCAAAAAUUACCUUUUGUGGAGUGUAUAUAACAUUUUACGAUGAUUCAGCUGCUUAAAAAUCAAAUCGCGAAUGAAAAGUCACCAGACCAUGAUUUUAACUCAAAAUCAGUUUUAUCACAACGGAUUUUUUUUACACAACUUUUUAUUGUGGUUAUUUUUCGUUGACAGGGAUGUCUUAUUGAAAUUUGCCUCAACGGUGGUUCUUGCUUGCCUAACGAGAACAAAAAAACUUUUUCAUGCUUUUGCGAAAAACAUUGGACAGGAGACAGAUGUGAAAUUAAGACAGGUAGCAUUUAUCUAUUUCUUGCUCGUAACGUUUAAUUUGGAAAAAGGAAUAAUAAAUUUGAUAGAGGUGUGAAUCGUUGCAUUGCAAAAAUUACCAGCGAUUGUGAACUUAUAAGCUAAUAUUUUGCUGAUUUAGGUUUCUUCAGCUGGCAAUAUCUAGUGCUGUAGUUUUACUUCAUUUGAAAACCCACGCGUACUUUAAUAUCUCGGCGUGUUUUUUUCUUUCGUCCAUUUAGCUGCCUUAUGGAACUCGUCUUGCAAGGGAAUCUAUAACAAGAAUUUGUAAGUCUAUGACUUUACUUAAAUUGUCUUAUACUUUCAAUUGUUAAAAAAAAUUUUAUCACUGUAAUCAGAUGUUGAUGGAUUUAACACUUCUGUGAACAUCAGAGACACUGAAAAUACCUAAAGAAAAAGGGUUAAUUAGCUAAAUUGUUUCAAAUUGUAAAAUAAAGGGGGUAAAUUUCUGAACAAAAUGUAGUGUUGCGUCGAUGGGGGUUGGGGGUUGGGGAAGGGAAUUACGAAGUAGUUCGGUUCUUUAAACUGAGUCGAUAAUUUCUUCAUACAAAGGGCUAACGCUUAAAAGGUCAGUUUAGAAACUCUGUGCCCUAUUCACAAUGUCAACUCAGUUGAUUAAAACAAAUUCUUCGACUUAUGGAACUGACCGUAGGUUUGCUAGUAUAUCGAAGGUUUUAUCACUUGCGCUUUAUUCUAUCAGGGGCAUACAAAACAAAGCCUAUUUAUUGCAAAUUGGUAAUCAGAGCAUUUGGGUGUACUGUCACAUGAAAGGGCUUGGCAGAUGCGAUGGAAAUGGUUGGACGCUGGUCAUGAAAAUGAAUGGCUCAAAGGUAUACACAGCUUUCAUUUUAAAAGGCAAGAAACUUAUGCAAGCGAUGUUACAGAAAAUUAAGACAUACCCUGCCUAUAAAAUGCACAGGGAAUAAAAAUGCUGCAUGCAAAAUAGAAAAGACUGAAUUUCAAGUUUAUCAGUAAUCUUCUCGCAUCCUCCCAUUGAUAUGUGCCUCUGGGAUCUGUAUUCCAGUAGAGAUUUCCUGAAUUGCAUUUCCCUCGACCUAGACGCGUAACCUAACGGAAGAUACCCAAGCUAACACUGGCAACAGUCUGAUGACAUUUGCCUAGUGAUAUUCCGGCUAGUUUAAAACCUUUUCUCAUGAUGCUAACGAUGACCGUAUUCUUUAGCAAAAGUUGAGUGUAUUUUGAUGAUGUUUAAAGAGACGCGAGGAGACUUAAGUUGUUUGUUCACAAACUCGCUCUCAAUAGUUUACACCUGUUUGCGACUGAAAGCUGUUUUUAAACCUUUUGCUCCGCUCACUGUAUAAAAAAUAAUAUAUGAUAAUUACAUAAACUUCCAUUUGGCCUGGAAAUAAGCUGGAAAUUUGUCCUUGGAUAUCAUCUGUUCCUCUAAGCUCGCAAUUUUUUUCUCUAGCUUUGCUAUUGGUUAACUGUUCACUUCUCGGAACAGAUUAUAUUUACGGGCGAAUAAAUCCGUGCUUAUUUGGGCGCCAAAUGGAAAGCUAUCCUUAUACGAAAUUUAGUGAGAAUUAUGUUUGUACUGAUACCCAGAGGACGUUCCAUUACGAUUCCAACCUGUGGAUCAACAAGGAUACCCUUAAUCUUGAAGGAGGGAAGUCUGGGUUCGACUUACAAGAGACCAAAUUACCGACUUAUUGGAACACACCAUUCACCAAAAUCUGUCUUGGUAUGAAGAUCGACGGUCACAUUAGGUACGUAGCCAUUGAGAGGCAGGCGAAGUCUCUCUACUCACUGAUCGCUGAUGGCGAAUACCGUGCAACCUCAUUGGGUCGUGACACGUGGAAGUGGCUGAUUGGUUCUAAGGUUUCAUUGCAGCCCAAUUGCAACAAAGAAGGAUUUAAUGUAAAACAAACGUCUGAAAACAGGGAUAACCUGAUUUGGCCCAAAGCAAGGAUUGGAAUUCUGGGUAACGGCCAAAAUAGCUGCGCUACCUGUGAUUCUAGAAUUGGGUUUGGUUCUGGAGGACAUGGCGACGAUAAUAACACAUGUGGCAACGAAGCUGCCAGAAAUAACGGUGACACGCAUAUCAAAGCGAUGGGAUAUAUCUUGGUCCAAUGA